Molecule: messenger RNA, 515 nt
Organism: Rubroshorea leprosula
Lineage: Eukaryota; Viridiplantae; Streptophyta; Magnoliopsida; Malvales; Dipterocarpaceae
Source: the annotation of a GenBank genome assembly
ACGCAAACAAGCUGACUGGAAUGCCCGCAAGCAACACAGAUGGAAUGAUAAUCCACCAUCGGUUUUCUAGCAUGAGAAAAAUAGCCGAGCAAAAUGCUAUCAUCAUCGCUGCAAGAGAGACAAACAAAGUAGAAAGCCCAGCCAUCAACUUCUUGGGAAUAGAUUUGUGGCAAUCUUCCAUAUUGUAACGUGAUGUGAGAAAUCCCAAAAAUAUUAUUACUGAGGCAGCUGCAGCAAACAGCGAGAUUGCAUCGGAUAUUAUGUAUACCAAAAAUGCUGUUUUGUUUUUGAAUAUUGGAAAUCCCUUAUUUUGAUCGUUACCCCCGGGAAGGGUAAAAGCUGCGGCGAACAUUACGGUGAUGAUGAGAGCGCCAACAAUUAUAUAUGAUUUUGCUAACCCUUUAUUCCAAUCCUCUGCUUCCUUAAGCAAGACCUUGUGCUCUCUAGCCAAAACUUGGUAAGCAGUUUCACCAUUGUUGUUUUUGGCAUCUUUAGCACGCUGGUUAACAAUGCUU